AUGCCGCGACGGACCCCAAUCGACCGGCGGGGGUCCUCGCAACAGCAGAGCAAGCUCUUUCUCGCCUUUGCCUUUAUCCUCUUGCCUUGGCUCCAAUUCGCAGACGCACGGCGGCAGCAGCCGCCUCCGCCCCAGCAGCAGGUGCUAUCGCAGCACGCCGUUCCUCGCAGCGACGACAGCGGCACUUCCAAUGGCAAGCACAUCAACGACGGCCCCGUCGACGGGCCACCUACCGUCGUACGCGACGGCAGCUCUCCUCAAUGGGACACGACUUCCUCCAUCCACCUCGGCUCCGCCACCACCGAGGCAUCCACGUCCGACAGCGGACGAAAGCGCUCGACUCUGAGAGAACAGCACGUUUAUCAGCAGCAGAAUCAGCAGCAGAAACAGCAGCCGCCGCCGCAGCAGCCGCAGCAACGUCAGCAGCAAGCUCGACGAGGCUCUGCCAAGAAACCGCCCGUCAAGCCCGUCAAGAAUAAUGCCAACAAGAAAAACACACGCACCGAUCACAUCCUCAUUCCCGAUGAUGCGAGCGCCAUUGUCACUUUGGCUCCGGAUAAGUCCGUUCGAGCACCAUACCCCCCACGACGUCAACGGUCAGAAAACUCCCCCGGAUCGGGGCUGGCCACGCCGCAGCAUGCGCGGAGUCUGGAGGAUUGGGAAGUAGAAGACUUUGUUCUUCUGGCGACCGUCGACGGAGACCUGUUUGCCAACAACCGGAGGACAGGCAAGGAACUCUGGCACCUGCAGGUCGACCAACCCAUGGUCGAGACGGUGCACCACCGAAGCAACACCUCGGCCCUCGACGACGACUUCAGCCCCGUGGAUCACUACAUCUGGGCCAUCGAGCCCACCCGCGACGGGCGCGUCUACGUGUGGGUUCCCGAACCCGACGCCCGCCCCCGCUUCACCGGCUUCACCAUGAAGCAGCUGGUCGGCCUGUCGCCCUACGCCGAGGAAGCCACCUCGAUCGUCUACGUGGGCGAGAAGAAGACGACCAUGAUCACCCUCGACGCCGCCACCGGCCGGCUGAUGAAGUGGUUCGGGGCCGGCGGGUCUCACGUCAACGACGCCGAGAGCUGCGCCAACCCAAACGCAAUGUUCGAGAUGGAUUCCGAGGAGUGCAGCUCCAGCGGAAUCAUCACUCUCGGCCGGACCGAGUACGUCGUCUCCAUCAACCGGCGGGACGGCAAGAGCAUCGCCACGCUCAAGUACUCCGAGUGGACGCCCAACAACCGCGACAACGACCUGUUCCACCAGUACCGCGUGUCCAAGGACAGCCGCUACAUCACCACCCAGCACGACGGCAAGAUAUACGCCUUCGACCUGGCACGCCCCGACAACAUCGGGCCCUUCUUCAGCCAAAAGUUCGACGCCCCCGUCGCCCGCGUCUUUGACGUCUGCCGUCCGUGGGACGCCGCGGCCGAGAGCAACCCCGACCUGAUUCUGCUGCCGCAGCCGGCCAUGCCGUCCCAGAACGAGGACAUGGACCAGAAGCGGAGCAACAGCGUCUUUCUGAACCGGACGGAGGAAGGCAGCUGGUACGCCCUCUCUGGACGCUCCUAUCCCCUCAUCAUCGGAGCGCCCUUGGCCGAGGCGUCGUCCCCCAGCUGGUGGGACGACGCGACCUCGGGCGACAGCCUGACGGAAGCAAAGGUAUCCACGGCCCUCGUCGGCACGCACUCUCUGAGCCUGCGCAGGAGCAGAGGGCACUUCCCCACGCUUCCCGAAGCGGCCGCAAAGGGCGACGACCCCGAAGAGCCGGAAAACGAGCCGGCCUACCCCGACGUGGAGGAGACCGCCGAGGCCGAAGAGACGACCAUCGUGGACAAGGUCAAGAGCCUUCCGCAGAGCGCCGCCAACAGCGUCGUCGACUUCAUCUCCAACCCCAUCCUGAUCCUCCUCUUCCUCACCGCCCUCGUGUACAACGAAGAGAAGCUUCGACGGUCCUACCGCGAGCUUCGCAGCGGAGGCAGUCUCCGAGACGCGCUCCUGCACCUCAUGUCCACCGAAGCGUCUGCCGUAGGCAAGCCGUCGGCUGCUCGCAAGGACCACCCUGCCCGAGCGCCUUCCAAGGAACAUCUCGGGGAGCCAGCUGCAGAAAGGACGCUGCUGCCUGGCAAGGAGCCCCUGCCGGGUGCGGAGCAGCUGGACGUCGAGCCGGACGUUGAGGGGGACAGCUCGCUCAAGACCAACGGCGCGGCAGAGGACAAGUCGGCGGCCGAGAGCGACAGCGCGUCCGCGUUGGCCAGCCCGGUGCCCGAGAAGAAAAAGGCGCGUCGCGGACGUCGCGGCGGCGUCAAGCACCGCAAGGGUCGACCCCGCGACACGUCGCUGUCACGAGACGACGAAAUGGCGAGCGCCACGGUCGAGGAGGCCGUCAACAACGCCAAACGACUCGGGGACCGGCCCAGCCUGGAGCCAGAUGUCAUGACGGUGGGGAACGACAUGCAGGCGGUGACUGGGCCCAUCAUCAAGAUGGGCAACAUCGAGGUCAACACGGACGCGCAGCUGGGAACCGGCAGCAACGGCACGCUCGUGUUUGCCGGCAAGUUUGACGGACGCGACGUGGCUGUCAAGCGCAUGCUGAUUCAGUUUUACGACAUUGCGUCCCAAGAGACGAGGCUCUUGCGAGAGAGCGACGAUCAUCCCAACGUGAUUCGUUACUACUCGCAGCAGAUACGCGACGGCUUCCUGUACAUUGCCCUGGAGCGCUGCGCCGCCUCGCUGGCGGAGAUUGUCGAGUCUCCGCACGCGUUCCGCGACCUCGCCACCGCAGGCAAGAUGGACCUGCCCGGGGUCCUGUACCAAAUCACCAACGGCAUCAGCCACCUGCACAGCCUUCGCAUAGUCCACCGCGACCUCAAGCCGCAAAACAUCCUGGUCAACAUGGGCAAGGACGGCAGGCCUCGGCUGCUCGUGUCGGACUUUGGGCUCUGCAAGAAGCUCGAGGGCGGGCAGUCGUCGUUUGGAGCCACGACGGGCCGGGCGGCGGGGACGUCUGGGUGGCGAGCGCCGGAGCUGCUGCUCGACGACGACGGCCGCGAGGCGAACCUGACGGACGCCAGCACGCACAGCGGGUCCGAGCUCGUGCUGGUGCCCGACGGCAACCUGCCGCACAACCGGAGGGCGACGCGCGCCAUCGACAUCUUCUCGCUCGGCCUCGUCUUCUUCUACGUGCUGACCAACGGCUCGCACCCGUUCGACUGCGGCGGCAGGUACAUGCGCGAGGUCAACAUCCGCAAGGGCAGCUACAGCCUGCAGUCGUUGGACGUGCUGGGCGACUUUGCGUGCGAGGCAAAGGACCUGAUCGCGUCGAUGCUCGAGGCCGACCCCAAGCGCCGGCCCAGCGCCCUCGACGUCAUGUCGCACCCCUUCUUCUGGACCGCCAAGAAGCGGCUGGCCUUUUUGUGCGACGUGUCGGACCACUUCGAGAAGGAGGUCCGGGACCCGCCGUCGCCCGCGCUGUCGGAGCUGGAGCGGCACGCGCCCCAGGUGACGCGGGCCGACUUUUUGCGCGUCCUGCCGCGCGAGUUUGUCGACUCGCUGGGCAAGCAGCGCAAGUACACGGGCGGCCGGAUGCUGGACCUCUUGCGCGCCCUGCGCAACAAGCGCAACCACUACGAGGACCUGCCCGACGGCCUGAAGCGCCUGGUCGGUCCUCUCCCGGAGGGGUACCUGGCCUUUUGGACCACGCGGUUCCCCCGGCUGCUGCUGGUGUGCUGGAACGUGGUGUACAACGUGCGGUGGGACGACACGGACCGCUUCAAGGAGUACUACGAGCCGGCGGGCCUGUAG
This is a messenger RNA of Ustilaginoidea virens, 3798 nucleotides long. RefSeq lists its product as uncharacterized. Gene Ontology annotation, molecular function: protein serine/threonine kinase activity; RNA endonuclease activity; ATP binding. The transcript has 2 exons. Gene Ontology annotation, cellular component: IRE1-TRAF2-ASK1 complex. Lineage: Eukaryota; Fungi; Ascomycota; Sordariomycetes; Hypocreales; Clavicipitaceae. The record is from RefSeq and is a predicted model, not a curated record. Bases 1 to 3798 code for a protein of 1265 amino acids. Gene Ontology annotation, biological process: intrinsic apoptotic signaling pathway in response to endoplasmic reticulum stress; mRNA processing; protein phosphorylation.